GAAACUUGCCCUCUGUUGUUGAAAAACUACCAAUACCAACGAGAGAUGAGGUACACAAGGUGCACUCAAAAAAUCUCGCGAGCAAAAUAUUCUUAUUUUCCGCGAUUUCCUUCUCCAAAGCCAUUGAACAAGAGAGAAAAACUAAAGAAGGAGAUGGAAGAGAGAAAACCCAAGAAGCGCGACGAACCAAUUCAUCCAGGAAGUCUAAGGACGAAGGAGGAAUACUUAAAGAUAUUUCUUUCGCUAAAAACUGCCGAGAGAAAUUUUGUGAAGAAGCAUAAACUCUUCUGCCGCACUGGCUCCGAUUCGCCAUUUUUUUCUUGA
Messenger RNA from Porites lobata, 324 nucleotides. Lineage: Eukaryota; Metazoa; Cnidaria; Anthozoa; Scleractinia; Poritidae. The record is from the annotation of a GenBank genome assembly.